Phacochoerus africanus (Common warthog) is the source of this 1398-nucleotide messenger RNA. RefSeq names its product proline rich 15 (gene PRR15). Bases 434 to 811 code for a protein of 125 amino acids. The record is from RefSeq and is a predicted model, not a curated record. The transcript is spliced from 2 exons. Lineage: Eukaryota; Metazoa; Chordata; Mammalia; Artiodactyla; Suidae.
UGGCACCUACUCGCCGCGGCGUCCUCCCGCUGGAGCAAAACGCACUUCGAGCUCUGUGCUACCGCCCACCCUGCUCCAGGAAGUUGGAGACGCCAGGGGAGACCAGCAAACAGAAAUCGGCUUAGUUGGACUCCGGAGAUUUCGGCUGGCACAUCUUCCAGAAGGAAGCCAGGCCUCCCCAAGAUUGCGCAGAGGGACGCCUAGGCCCGGGUUCCAAUUUAUCCGAAACGCACCCCCUCCAGGCUUUGCGCGGGGAAGGAGGCGCGGAGCCGCUGGGUCCUGGAAACCUGAACAGGGUAAGCCGCUGCCUCGGCUCCCGGCCCGCAGCCCGCUUGCGAGAAGCCGGGGCAGGGCCGGGGGCGACGAGAGAGGGGCCGCUGCAGCCCAGGCCCUUCCCCGCCCGCCGCGCCCCGCGCCCCUCGGCCCGCGGGCCAUGGCCGACGGCGGCGGCCCCGGCGGCUCCGGGUCCUGGUGGAAUUCGCUAACCAACAGCAGGAAGAAAAGCAAGGACGCCACGGUGGGGGCACAGCCUCCCGCCCAGCCUGCCCCCGGGGAACCCGCGCCGCCCGGCCCGGACUGGACUAGCGGUUCCCGGGAGAAUCAGCACCCCAAUCUUCUAGGGGGCGCCGGCGAGCCCAAGCCGGACAAGUCGUGCGGGGAGAAAUCCGGCAACAGCCGCCGAAAUCUGAAGAUCUCGCGCUCAGGCCGCUUUAAGGAGAAGAGGAAAGUGCGCGCCACCCUGCUCCCCGAGGGAGUCAGGUCCUCGGAGGAGGCGGACUUCCCUGGUGACCCCCACGACGACAAGCAAUAGCCCGAGCGCUCCGGGGCUGCCUCUCCUCCCACCAGGCCUCCCCAGCCCCCAGUUCGAAACCUGCCCCUGGACUUGGUGCCUUACCCCACCAAAGUCAGAAUAUUUGCCCAAGGCCUCCAGGUUUUGGAGACUGAAGUGACAGUCGAGUAUUCCAUAGUUCACAGCUCAAAGAUGCAUUCAAUAUUUAUUCUUGCUAAGAGAAGAUACCACAGAGGAAGCUGGCAUAUGUCUUUUUUUUUUUUUUUUUUUCACUUACGGGGUCUCCCUUGCAUCCCUCAUGGGAAGGAGAAGGGUACUUCUCUAAGAGACUUUAGCGCAACUGGAAUUGCGCAGCCCCUCCAACGAGGGAGGGCACGCUCUGAUUCAGGACUUGCCAUUGGAAAGCAAAUCACAGUGCUGUCUUUAAUGCCUGAGAAAUGCACUUUAGGAGUACUUUGGUAGACUUACACCUUAAGUGAAGGUAUGGGAGAGAGCAGGAAGCCUUCUCAAGUAGAAGCAUUUUAAGUAAGGCAGGAUUGCUUUUAAUGUUGAACUACAAAACUGUACUGCUCAUUUUAGUGUGGACUAUUAAAACUGUUGCACUGUAA